Messenger RNA from Glossina fuscipes, 2619 nucleotides. RefSeq names its product ATP-dependent RNA helicase DDX24. The coding region runs from base 76 to 2445 and encodes 789 amino acids. Gene Ontology annotation, cellular component: nucleolus. The transcript is spliced from 9 exons. Gene Ontology annotation, molecular function: RNA helicase activity; nucleic acid binding; ATP binding. NCBI's taxonomy places the organism in Eukaryota, Metazoa, Arthropoda, Insecta, Diptera, Glossinidae. The record is from RefSeq and is a predicted model, not a curated record.
CAAGCUGUUACUUGCUUACACCGCAGUUAUCAAAAAAAAAAGAAAGAAAAGAAGCAACAAUAACACGUGCAAAGUAUGUUAAAAAAUAAAUUAAAGGCACCGAAAACAUCCAACAUGCCAAAAGUAAUUAAUGGCGGGCUUGGAAGAUCUAAGUGGGCUAAAGUUAAAAUUAAAGGUAAUGUUAUGUCUGAAGAAAAUAUAGGAUUGGAAGGGCUAAUAGGUUUGGAAAUACUGAAAGAUUAUGAUUCAACGUUGAUAGAAACGAAACAGACGAAAUUUGUGAAAAAUUAUAAUCGUACGAAAAGCAAAAAACCAGAAAAACCCUUCACUGAAUCAAACGAGCACAUUACGGCUUCUGAUAGCGAAGAUGAAGAAAAUCAAUUUGGACCGCCGAACAAAAAGCAAACAUAUCGCGAGCGAAUUGCUAAGAAAUUGAACAAACGCUUAACCAAAAAGAAACAACGUAAACAGCAACGCAACCAAAAUGCGGAACAUUGUCAACCAGAAGACCGUUUUAAAUUCAUAAGACCUCCGCCAAAUUACAUUGAAGAAAAUGUUGAGCAAAAAGUAACGGAAGCAGAGAAAUGUUCGGACGUAGAUGAUUUUCAUGAUAUCGAUGAUUUGGAGGGAUGGGCUGGUAUGGGUGUGCCUAAUGCCAUAUUGAAAGCUUUAGCCGAGAAAGGCUUUAAAUCACCGACGGAAAUACAACGUUUGACUUUGCCUGCUGCUAUUUUAGGUAAAAAAGAUAUCCUAGGAGCUGCUGAAACUGGUAGCGGUAAAACGUUAGCUUUCGGGAUACCUGUGCUGACCGGUAUAAUGGAAUUGAAAGAAAAAAAUAUUUCAACGGGGAUUAGAAAGCCCUUGCAUAAGAGCGAACAUAAAAAUAAAUUUAGAAAGAAGAAAGUGGACGGAAUGUUCUCAGAAAAUAUUCCUUAUCCGAAUGACAGCGAUCUAAGUGAUAACGAUAGCGCUGAGAUCGAUGAUUCAAAACCUUUGUAUGCUUUAAUAUUAACGCCGACCAGAGAGUUGGCCGUACAAAUUAAAAAUCAUAUAUUGGCAGCUGCUAAGUACACGGAUAUAAAAGUAGCAGCAAUUUUUGGUGGUUUAUCCAUAGAUAAGCAAGAACGUUUAUUGAAUAAAGGUCCCGAGAUAAUAGUGGCUACACCUGGUCGUUUCUGGGAACUAUUUCAACAAGAUCAAAAACACUUGCGUAAACUGGACGAAAUUAGUUUCCUCGUAAUUGACGAAACGGAUCGUAUGGUCGAGAAGGGUCAUUUCGAAGAAUUGAGGAACAUUUUAAAUAUCAUAAAUAAGGAUGAUCAGAAGAAACAAUCCAGACAAAAUUUCGUAUUUUCUGCUACCUUAACUUUAGUUCAUGACUUGCCCGAACAUAUGCAAAGAAGGAAUUUUGGUAAACGGCCACGCUUUAUUAUGCAGACGCCGGAAAUGAAAUUGCAAAGCUUGAUAGACGAACUGGGUAUAUCGCAACCCAAAAUCGUGGAUAUAACACGAAAGCAACAACUUGCUCAAAAUAUAACGGAAUGCCGUUUGAUGUGUCCUAUAGAAUGUAAGGACUACUAUUUGUAUUAUUUCGUGCAACGCCAUCCUGGACGGACUAUUGUGUUUUGUAAUUCCAUAGAUUGUGUCAAACGUUUAACUACGUUGUUUGGUAUUUUGGAUACUCAACCUUUACCAUUGCAUGCUAACAUGGCUCAGAAGCAACGCUUAAAAAAUAUGGAAAAAUUUUGCAAGCAGCCCUGCGGACUCCUAAUAGCCACCGACGUAGCCGCCCGUGGUUUGGAUAUACCUAACGUAGAACAUGUUAUUCAUUACCAAGUACCGCGCACCAGCGAAAAUUAUGUACAUCGUUCAGGUCGUACAGCUAGAGCUAAUAAGAAUGGGAUAACUAUUAUAAUUAUGGAACCAGGAGAAGUGAAAAACUAUACAAAAUUAUGUAAAACAUUGAAGAAAACUGAAAACUUACCACUAUUUCCGAUUUCUGAGCAUUACCUUAAGGCUGUAAAGGAUCGUGUGGAUUUAGCCAGGGAAGUUGAUAAGGAAGAAUUAAAAUUAAAACGUGUCCAAACUGAAAUGGGUUGGAUGAAAAAACACGCUGAAGAAAUGGAUAUAGUCAUCGAUGGUUAUAACGAUGAGUGCGGCAGUGAUCAAGAUGAAGAUGCAUUCAUAAUUGAGCGCAGACGUAAUCGUAUGAAUCUAUUAAAUGCUCGUUCGCAAUUAAAAACGUUAUUAACUAAGAUGAUAUUUCCCAAGAAUUUUAGUUUUAAAUAUCCUACGGCUUCUGGUCAAUUACAAGUGCCUGAAAUUAGUCGACUGACUUUGGAUGCUGAAGAAAACCCAGAACAUAGUGCGAUAAAAGUCAUGCAGGAUACGAUAGAAGAUAUAAAGAGAGCCAAAAUGAUGCGUAACAAAAGGAAGAAGACGUAAAAAAGUAACGCUGCUAAAGAUAGAGGUUUUGUAAAAGUUGUGAAACGGAAUUCCAUUUCGAUUCAGUUUCAAAUUUAACAAAAAUUAGUUCUCGAACUUUCAAACAUAAGAAGAAAUGCGCAAUAAGAAUCUAAUGUUUGAGAGAAGGAGUUCCGCUAGAAAAUCAAACAACAG